Messenger RNA from Scomber scombrus (Atlantic mackerel), 740 nucleotides. RefSeq names its product type-4 ice-structuring protein LS-12-like. The record is from RefSeq and is a predicted model, not a curated record. NCBI's taxonomy places the organism in Eukaryota, Metazoa, Chordata, Actinopteri, Scombriformes, Scombridae. The coding region runs from base 148 to 612 and encodes 154 amino acids. Gene Ontology annotation, biological process: lipoprotein metabolic process; lipid transport. Gene Ontology annotation, cellular component: extracellular region. The transcript is spliced from 4 exons. Gene Ontology annotation, molecular function: lipid binding.
CUAAUGUUGGAAGUGAUUACAUUGUGAUUAGCCAUGAUUUACUCAUCCUCUGGAGCUAUAAAAGCCUUUGGCUACUUGACAGAAGGCACCAUCAGGUCGAAGAACCCCAGGAGUUAAGGUUUGGUCUUACAGUACUCAUCUGCAGCCAUGAAAUUCUCCCUUGUUGCCGCUCUUGUCGUUGUGCUGGCUGUUGCCCAUGGCACUGAGUCCGUGUCAGUGGUGAAGCGUGAUGUCCAGGCUGAGGUUGACAAGAUUACUAAGCUCAUCAAUGAAAUGUCAGCCGGCAUCACCACCGCAACCCAUGACAUGGUGGAGAAGGUGAAGGCUCUUGAGGUGACCAACACUGCCCAGGGUUACGUGAAGGACAGCAGGGCCCAGAUCCAGCCUCUGGUUGAGAAGGUCCAGGCUGAGGCCGCCAAGCUGCAGGAGCAGGUCAAGCCCUUCAUCGCCAACAUUGAGGAUCAGCUUAAGCCCCUCACCGACAACUUCAAUGCUCAGGUCAAGCCUCUGACCGACAACUUCCACGCACAGGUCAAGCCUCUGACCGACAUUAUGGAGAAGCUCUUCCAGCAGGUGAUGGACCAGACCAAGGCCCUGCUGCCCCCCCAGUAGAGCUCGCUGUUGGUUCGUUCCAGCUGCCCAGGAUGCUUUACUGGUGUUUGUCUGUGAUACUCCUUCGUCCUUUAAGUCAUCUGAGAUGUGAUACUUAAAAUGUCAUCAUUAAAGGGGUUUGAAAGUCA